Tilletiopsis washingtonensis is the source of this 4739-nucleotide messenger RNA. RefSeq lists its product as hypothetical. Gene Ontology annotation, molecular function: chromatin binding. The transcript is spliced from 10 exons. Lineage: Eukaryota; Fungi; Basidiomycota; Exobasidiomycetes; Entylomatales. Gene Ontology annotation, biological process: sister chromatid cohesion. Bases 105 to 4487 code for a protein of 1460 amino acids. Gene Ontology annotation, cellular component: chromatin; nucleus; cohesin complex. The record is from RefSeq and is a predicted model, not a curated record.
CGCUGUGCCCGGCUGACAUCUGCCUCCCACCUCCACCACCAUCGCCGCCUCGCAGUCACCCGCUCCCACACAUCGCAUCGCCGCUCGCCGGCACGCAGCGCACCAUGCCGUCUGCAGUCCGCCCGAAGCGCCAGUCGGCCGUGGCCGCCGCGCAACAUACCCAGCCGCGUGCCACGAAGAAGGCACGCAAGGCCGCCGUUGCUGCUGCUGCGAACGACUCAGGCAGCGAUCUGAGUGACGCGCCCGACGAAGACGGCAGCGCCAGCGGCAGCGACGACGCCGAGUCGGACGACCCCAACUCGUCCGACGACGACGACCACACCGAGGUCGACAUGGACGAGACGGGCGACUUUGAGGCGCCCGGCGCCAAGAAGAAGAAGGCUGCCGGCGCGCCGCGCAAGCCAAAGGCGGCGCCGAAGAAGAAGGCACCGGCCGCCAAGAAGGCGCCGCGAGCAGCAGCAGCUGGUAGCAGUGCCGCACCUGCAGCGAAGGCCGCCACUGGGCGAAAGGGCGGCACGGCGGGCAAGCGGGCCGCGCCGAAGCGCACGACGGGGAGCAAGGAGGAGCUGUCCAUCAAUGAUGACAACACGCUUUUCAACUCGGUCAAGGACCCCAACACCGCGCUGCAGUCCACUGCCGAAGACUGGGUGGUGGCGUACCAGGAGACGCCCGGCAAGGCGCUGUCUGAGCUUGUGACGUUCUUCAUCCGGUCAUGCGGGUGCAACAGCACGGUCGACGAGGACGUGGCGCAGGACCUCGACGCGAUCGUCGACAACCUCGAGGAGGUGCAGGAGGAGUUCAAGAAGGAACUCGUGCCGUCCUACCCGCUCAUCUCCAAGGCUGCGUCCUACAAGAAGUUCCGCAAGUCGCUGGCAGAGCUGCUCGAGCGCAUCUUCACGUCGGCAGCGGAGGCAGAUGCGCUUUAUGACGAGGCACUGAUCGAGACGUUCAUCGCCUGGAUCUCCGCCAUGAGCUCCUCGGCACUGCGUGCCUUCCGCCACACCGCCACCGCCAUCGCGCUCUGGACGAUCGGUGCUCUGGCGCAGGUCGGCGGCGAGCUGAAGAAGGAGCUGGCGAGCGCCACGAAGAGCCGCGACGCGGAGCGCAAGAAGGCGCGCGCCGACAAGGCGCGCCUGAAGGAGCUGGAGUUCAAGGUCAAGGAGGUGACUGCCGCGAAAAAGCGCAUUGACGGCGCCAUCGAGGAGCUCAUCAGCACCGUCUUCGUCCAUCGCUACCGCGACUCGGACCCGAACAUCCGUACCGACUGCAUCAACGAGCUGAGCGGCUGGAUGAAGGCACAGCCGGAGCAGUUCAUGCAGGCGUCCUUCUUCCGCUACCUCGGCUGGGUGCUCUCCGACGCACACCCUGACGUGCGCGGCGCCGCGAUCAAGGGCCUUGGCGGCUUGUACGGGCGCGGCAGCACCAUCCCGAGCAGCGUGCGCCACUUCACCGACAUGUUCAAGCAGCGCCUCGUCGAGAUGGCCGUCGGCGACGUCGACCUGAGCGUGCGCAUCGCGACGAUUGGCGUGCUUGUGCAGAUCGACAAGCGCGGCCUGCUCGAGGACGAGCAGCGCGACUCGCUGGCCGCGCACAUCUACGACGUUGAGCCGCGCGUGCGCGUCGCAGUGGCAGGCUUCGUGACCGGCAUGCUCGAGGCGCUCGUUGAUGAGCAGAAGGAGCAGCUUGGCGAGGAGCCGUCGAGCAAGCAGACGCAGGCUCUCGAGGCGUACGAGACGGAGCUCGCCAAGCUGCGCCUCAAGUGCUUCGCCGAGCUGCUUGUGCGCUUCGCCGCACGGCUCGACAAGCCGGCGGGCGACGAGAACGGCGACGCGGCAGAGUCCUCGCGCGCCAAGGAGCAGGCCGACGAGCUCUCGUGGUCGCUCGGCGGCCUGGAGGAGGGCCGCGUUGGCCUGGCAGUCAACGCUCUCUGGGACGCAGUCGAGGGCGCGCAGCAGUGGCGCCCGCUCAUCGAGCUGCUGCUGUACGACCACUCUGGAGCAGGCGCUUCAGCAGCGCCAGGGCGCGCAAAGGGCAAGAAGGGCAAGAGCGCAGCUGCGUCGGCAGCCGGCUCCAGCUCCAACAGCAGCGCCGACACCGCGGUCACUGGUGUGCAGCUCACGAACCAGGUCUACCGCCUCGAGCCGGAAGAGGAGGCUGUGCUGGUGGAGGCUCUCGUCGCCGUGCUCAGCAAGACGAAGGCACAGGCUGCCAACGCUGGCCCACGGCCUGACCGUCCUGCCCACGGCCCGCUCUCCGACGAGGACGAGGCGGCUGAGGACGACCCGGUCAAGUCGCUCGCCUCCAUGACACGCGACCUCAUACCGGCGCUGCCCAAGCUCUUCUCCAAGUACCGCACGGACGCGCCACGCAUCGCCGAUGUGCUGCUGGUGCCGCGCUACAUGAACCUCGAGCUGUACCUCGAGGCGCAGCAGAGCACGGCGUACGAGGCGCUGUGGGACGAGAUCUCGGACCAGUUCCUGCGCCACGUCGAGCCGGCGCUGCUGGCCAAUGCCGUGGCUGCCAUCUCGCGGCUCGUCCAGACCGACACACUCGCCAACGUCAACGCCACCAAGCUCACGGCGCUGCACGAGAACCUGACCGCAGCGCUGCGCGAGCCAGUGCAGGGCCGUGACGUCGAGGCCGCUGCGUUCGACGAGAACGAGAUCCACCUGCUGAUGGCGUGCACGCGGCGCAUGCGGCACCUCGCUCGCGCGACGGACAUGAGCGCCGCCAUCGAGGACGAUGAGAAGGGCUCGCAGACAAGCGCCUGGAACAUCGUGCUGGGCCUGGCGUCGCGCGGCCGUCUCGGCUACCCGGAUGAGUCUCAGCUCAUCGAGAACUCGCUCGGCGUUCUCUCGCUCUACAUCAUGUGGAAGACGCACGCCGUCGUCCAGACUCAGGAUCAUGCGCAGAAGAAUGCGCUCGUCGAGGCGCUCGUUGACAAGCGCGACACGCUGCUUGACCUCAUGAACAGCUUCGUCGCGGGCUCGCACGGCAACACGGCAUCGGGCGUGCAGCAGGAGGCCUUCCGCCACACGCUCGACGUGUACAUCAUGCACGGCAACAUGGCUGCCGCCUCCGAUGCCGCCGAAGCGGCUGCGCAGCAGAACGGUGGCGCGGACGCGGCUGCCGCUGGACGGCCCAAGCUGCCGGCUGCCAUGCGCCUCGAGUGUCCCGUCGAGGUCCAGCACCGCUGUGCCGGCUUCAUCCAAGCCGAGCUGGAGCGUUACGCCGAGGAGCUGCGUGCGUCAUUUCCUUCAGAUGCACCAGCUGACGCUGAGAGCGAGCUUAGCGACGCCGAGGAGGAGCAGGACGAGGAUGACGACGGCAAUUCGCCCGCGCCUGCGCCAAAGAAGGGCAAGAAGGGCAAGAAGGCGGCGCCUGCGACUGCCGCAGCCGCAGACAAGACGCCGGCUCGGCCGACUCAGGAGUUCCUGCAGCGGCAGCAGCAGCUCUGCCAGACGCUGUCGCACUUCAUCGCCGCGAUCCGCCUCGGCACGUUCGACGUCAAGCACGCGGCGGGUGUGCUGGCAUACCACGGGCGGCUGGGCCACAUCUUUGACUCGUGCUCCAAGGUGCUCGUCGAGACGCUGCGCGAGGAGGGCGUGUACGCCGGCCGGCCCGACAUGGCCUGCAACGUCAUCCUCGAUGCGCUCAAGCAGUCGGCGGAGCUGUGGGAGCAGGACCCGACAACUCAGGGCGGGGAGUGCUUUGUGGGCCUCGCGCGGGCACUCAGCAGCGCGCUUCUGGUGCGCGGCGCCCAUCUGACUGUGCUGCGUGCCAUCCCGGCCGCCGCUCUUGUCCGCUUGCACAACAACGGCUGCGUGCACGUCAUCAAGCGGCUCACGGCUGCCGAGCGCGCUGGCAACCAGGCCAGUAAGACGCGUGCGAUCGCGUUUUGGAAGGGCCUCGCCCUGCUGCUGCCUGCGGCGACCGGCCGUGACGCUGUCAAGAUCAAAUCGGCCAUGGACCAGGCGCUCAAGGACGCCGAGAUCGAGGUGCCGCCGUCCGCCAAGGCCUGGGAGCCGCAGCGCUCGUACGAAAAGCGGCUCGUCAACCUCGCCGCAAAGAGCCAGGAUCUGCGCAAGAAGGCCGCGGCUACCAAGCCGGCAUCGUCGCGCAAGAAGGCUCCUGCUCCGGCAGACGACCUCAUCGACGACGCCGAGCUCAGCGGCGGCGAGUUCGAGGAGCUCGAGCCGGGUGCGGAGGCACCGCGCCGCCCGGCGCUGCGGCCGUCGGCUGCUGCAGGCAACAAGCGACGAGCACGCGACGACGACCCGCUGGACCUGAGCGACGAGGAGCAUGUCUCGCCGUCGCCGGGUCUCGGCGGCGACGCCUCCAACGGUGGCCUGCUCGACAUCACCAGGGAGGAGCGCAACAGCGACGCCGAGGAGGAGGCAUCCAUGGCGCGCUCCACUCGUUCGCACAGCGUGGCCGCCAGCGAGGCGAGCUCGGCUGGCGCUCGCAAGCGUCCACGGCACGGCUGAGCAGCCAUGCUCCUUUUACUCUGCCCUCUCGCCCAUUCGCAUCGCGCAAGGACUGGACGGCCUCAUCAUGGGCUCAUCUGCUUGCAUCCUUCUUCCUACCCGCUGCUCCGUCUUUCUCGACCGCCUUGCCCUCUUGCCCCUUCCCAUUGUCACACUCUUGGCCACACCUGUUGUUCUACUGCCCCGCUUGCACGCCCGCCACGCACUUCUUGACACGCGGCCGCGGCUGGUAUCUGAUGAUGAUAUUGCAAC